Messenger RNA from Engraulis encrasicolus (European anchovy), 3985 nucleotides. It is a transcript of the gene nefma, whose product is annotated as neurofilament medium chain a. Gene Ontology annotation, molecular function: structural constituent of cytoskeleton. Gene Ontology annotation, cellular component: intermediate filament; axon; postsynaptic intermediate filament cytoskeleton. The record is from RefSeq and is a predicted model, not a curated record. Gene Ontology annotation, biological process: neurofilament bundle assembly. NCBI's taxonomy places the organism in Eukaryota, Metazoa, Chordata, Actinopteri, Clupeiformes, Engraulidae. The coding region runs from base 99 to 2873 and encodes 924 amino acids. The transcript has 3 exons.
CCCACACCUGCACACACAUAAACACACCACUCGCCUCCGCCUCCUCCACCACCUCACACUGUGCCCGUCAUCUGCACCUUCACCCCCCGUCUGACCGGAUGAGCUACCCGAUGGAUUCUAUAGGGAGUAGGAGAAUGAUGGACUCCCGGACGACUUACGCCCGCUCCAGUGGCUCUCCCUCCAGCGGGUACCGCUCCCAGUCCUGGUCCCGUGCAAGCCCCGGAUCCACAAUCACGUAUAAGAGGAGUGUGGGGAAGCCGGUAGCCCGAGCCUACAGCUCCACGGUGCUUAGCGCCGGUGAUAAUGUCGACUAUGGCCAAACGGCGGUUCUUAACGGAGACUACAAGCGCGCCAACGAGAAGGAGCAACUCCAGGGGCUGAACGACCGCUUCGCCGUUUAUAUUGACAAGGUGCACUACCUGGAGCAGCAGAACCGGCAGAUCGAAGACGAGAUCCAGGAGCUGCGAGAGAGGCAAGCCUCGCAGUCUCAACUUGGCGAUGUUUACGACCAAGAGCUGCAAGAACUGCGCUCCAUGUUGGAGCAGAUUCACCACGAGAAGGCGCAGAUUCAGCUGGACACGGAGCACAUCGAGGAAGACAUCCAGCGGCUUAGGGACCGCUUUGAAGAUGAAGCCCGAAUCAGGGAAGAGACGGAAGCCAUCAUCCGCGCCCUGAAGAAGGACAUGACAGACUCGACACUAGUGAAGGCAGAGUUGGAGAAGAAGGCACAGGCGUUGCAGGACGAGGUCGCUUUCAUUCGCAACAACCACGAAGAGGAAGUGAAUGAGUUGCUCGCCCAAGUCCAGGAGUCGCAGAUAACUCUGGAGAAGAGGGACUACCAGAAGACCGACCUCACCGAAGCGCUCCGGGAGAUCCGCUCGCAACUGGAGGGGCACUCUUCCCAAAAUCUGCAGCAGGUAGAGGACUGGUUCAUGUGCAAGUUCUCCAAGCUGAACGAGGCGGCAGAACAGAACAAAGAUGCCAUCAAAUCUGCCCGGGAUGAGAUCGCAGACUACCGCCGCCAGCUGCAGUCCAAGACUAUCGAGCUGGAGUCGGUGCGAGGCACGAAGGACUCCCUAGAAAGGCAACUUAAUGACAUCGAGGACCGGCAUAACAGUGACUUGGCCAGCCUUCAGGAAACAGUCAAUCAACUGGAUAAUGAACUGAAGAGCACGAAAUGGGAGAUGGCUCGCCACCUGCGCGAGUAUCAAGAUCUGCUCAAUGUAAAAAUGGCCCUUGACAUAGAGAUUGCUGCAUACAGGAAACUUCUGGAAGGCGAGGAGACCCACUUCAGCACUUACCCCUACCGCCAAUCCGUCACCACCAAGUUCACCAGGAGCGAGCCCCCCAAACUGAAAGUGCAGCACAAGUUUGUGGAGGAGAUCAUCGAGGAGACCCGCGUGGAGGACGAGAAGGCCGACAUGGAGGAGGCCCUGGCUGAACUAGCCGAGGAGCUGACUGCUGCCCUCGGAGGAGAUGAAGGAGGAGAGGAUGAGGAAGAGGGUGAGGGGGAAGGAGAGGGUGAUGAAGGAGAGGAAGGAGGUGAUGAAGAAGCAGAAGGAGGAGAAGGAGAGGAGAAAGAGGAGGGAGAGGAGAAGGAGGACGAAGAGGGGGAGGAGGGCGAGGCUGAGGAAGAGGAGGUGGUGGCCUCUAGCGGAGCUAAAGUGAGCGCUAGCGCCCCUGCUGGUGAGGAGGAGGAAGGUGAGGAAGAGGAAGGUGGAGAGAAAGAGGAGGGAGGAGACGAGGAGGAAGGAGAGGGAGGUGAAGAGGGAGAGAAAGAAGGAGAUGAAGAAGAGGGGGCAGAGGGAGAGGGAGGAGAGGAGGAAGGAGGAGAGGGAGAGAAGGGUGACGAAGAAGAGGGUGGAGAAGAUGAGGCUCAGGAGGAGGAAGUGGAGGAGACCGUGCUGAGCACCAAGGCAACCGACACCAAGGCCUCUCCAGACAAAGAGAAGGCUGAGGAGAAGGAGGAGAAGAGUGGUGGAGAGGAGGAGGAUGAGGGAAAAGCUGAGGAGGAGGAGGGAGGUGAAGAGGAAGAGGCUGGUGACGACAAGGAAGAGGGCGACGCAGGAAGUGACAAGGGCUCCCACAGUGGUGACGAGAAGGAGACCGCCAAGUCAUCUCCAGAGAAGAAGGAAGAGAAGAAGGACGACAAGAAAUCAGAGGAGAAAUCCGAAGCCCCCGCAACCAAAGCUGAAGCCCCAAAGACCGAGAGCCCCAAGACUGCCAAAACCGAGGCCUCUCCCCAGAAGAGCCCUGAAAAGUCCCCACAGAGCGAGUCCCCAAAAAGCGAAUCCCCAAAAAGCGAAUCCCCAACGAAAGAGGCCCCGAAGACCGAAGCUGUGAAGAGUGAGCCGCCCAAGGCUGAGGCUCCGAAAGAGGCCGCCCCAAAGCCCGAGAGCCCCAAGAAGAAAGAGGAGCCCAAGGCUGCACCAAGCCCCAAGAAGGAGGACAAGAAACCCGAAGCACCAAAGGAGGAAGCACCCAAGUCUGCACCUGAGAAAGAGGAGAAGAAGAGUGAACCAGAGUCCCCCAAGCAAAAGGAAGUAGAAAAGGAAGACGAGAAGGACAAGAAGGAGCCAGAGAAGGAGAAGGAGAAGGAGAAGGAGGCGGAGGAGAAGCAGGAGGACGUGAUCUCCAACGGCGUGGAGAGCCCCACCAAGGAGGAGGAGGACGGCCAGAAGGUGAUCAUCACCAAGACCGUGGAGACCAUCACCACCGGCGAGGACGGGGCCAAGCACGUCACCAAGUCCGUGACGGUCACGGAGACCAAGGUGAAGGAGACGGAGGAGGUGGUGCAGGAGAAGCUGGUGUCCACGAAAAAGGUGGAGAAGCACUCCUCGCAGGCCGUCAAGCAGGUCACCGAGACCGAAUAAACACCCAACCACCACUGUUACCACGACGACAACGCCUAAAACACAUCGAGAUCAGGAGGGAAGGGAAGGUCAACAUGAAGCAAAUCAACAAAAAAAUAAACAACGACAAACAACAAACACGCACACAGAAAACAAGACUAACAUUAUACGAUUCUGUAACAAAUUAGAACAAUGUAUUCAUGCUAACCACUCGAAUCAAAAUAAAUCAAUAAGUCACACAGCAAGCAGUAGAGAGAAGCCAUAAGAUUUUCAAGCGUCCAAGCUUAACGUAACAAUCCUCAAAAACAUGCAUGUUGACAGAGCUUUCCGUGGGCUUAGCUGCAGAUGGAGAAGGGCUUGUGUCUGGGUUAUGAAUGUCUCUGUACCUUUUCCCCUUCCUUUACGUUUACUUUUCCUUUCUUUUCUCUGUGCAAUACAUGGGAAGUGGGGAAAGGGGGUAUUUGUGGUCUCUGCAUGCUAGCACAGGAGAGAAGGAGAACAGUCUCCCAUCACUUGGGAGGGGGGUGGGGAUGGAUUUACAAGUCAGUGCGUGAAAAUGUGUGCAAUGUGUGUGUUUGUGUCAAUGCGCGGAUGAAUGACCCAGGAAUAUGUGGUGUGUCUACUGAAAAAGUUUCGGUGGUGAGUGUGAUGAUCAGUGACAUAAUAAAAAGUACUUGAAGUUCAAAUGAUGUUUAUAUGGUUUAACGUGAGCAGGGACCGUGUAGGUAUAUAUAUAUAAAACUGAAGUAGCCUUACAAAUCACAGGAGGACAACAACUGAGCCAAAUAUUAAAAAACCAACAACAUAACACUUUUACUGAAGAGAACGACAUCGGAAAGACAAACCCAUGACCAUACAUAUACAAUACCUACAGCAACUAAGAAACUCCUAGCCUUAAACAUGCUUUUUACUGUUGUCUAUUAUGUUUACCUAACCAGUGCUAUGACAGUAAGAAAAAAACAACAAAACAAAAAACAAAACAUGACAAUGCGCACACAUACAUUCUUGUAUGCCUAGACAGGACUUGAAUUUAAAUACUGAAUAUUAAAAUGAGGUGCUACUGUUUGCAAUCCCAUGUCCAUCAUGAUGAAUUUCUCAGCAGCAUUUGCUCAAUAAAUGUCAUAUCAAAAGGC